This is a messenger RNA of Aspergillus oryzae RIB40, 348 nucleotides long. RefSeq lists its product as uncharacterized. Gene Ontology annotation, cellular component: cytoplasm. Bases 1 to 348 code for a protein of 115 amino acids. Lineage: Eukaryota; Fungi; Ascomycota; Eurotiomycetes; Eurotiales; Aspergillaceae. The transcript has 3 exons. The record is from RefSeq and is a predicted model, not a curated record. Gene Ontology annotation, molecular function: aldehyde-lyase activity.
AUGGCCUUGAACGUUGCGCUCCGUACCUCCCUCGCACGCCAAUCGACGGCGUACGGCUUCUGGCUUACCGUCCCCAGCGCCCCCGUCGCCCGAACCAUCCUCCGCGCUGCAACCGCCUCGCCGGUCGAGGCUUUCAGCUGGGUCCUCGUCGAUGCAGAGCACGGAUUGAUCACAGACAGAGACUACUAUGACCUCACAACAGCGAUCGCCGCAGAAGGCGCCAGCCCCAUCAUCCGCGUACCCUGGCAAGAAGAGUGGAUGAUCAAGCGUGCUCUGGAUUCUGGCGCUCAUGGAAUUCUGACUCCUAUGUGUCACUCAGUGGUGAGUCAUGCACUUCUUCCUGAGUGA